Molecule: messenger RNA, 2073 nt
Organism: Ceraceosorus guamensis
Lineage: Eukaryota; Fungi; Basidiomycota; Exobasidiomycetes; Ceraceosorales; Ceraceosoraceae
Product: GCD14-domain-containing protein
Exons: 5
Coding region: 100-1728 (542 amino acids)
Biological process (GO): tRNA methylation
Cellular component (GO): tRNA (m1A) methyltransferase complex; nucleus
Source: RefSeq, a predicted model, not a curated record
CCAAGACUCGAUCCUUGAUCGCGCAUACACGCCUCAGACCUUCACUCGGCGGGUUCCCUUCUGCCCGAGAACGCGACCAGAGACCGCUGCGGUGACAGAAUGGUAUGCCCUACGAGCAGCACGUCAAUAGCGCACACCAACUCGUCCCAAGCAGUGAGCUCCUGCAAGCGGAGGUCGCGCCUGAUUCAAGCGGGAGAUCUGGUCAUCGUUCACUUGUCUCGAGACAAGACGCCCGUGCCGCUCUGUGUGACACCUGGAAGAGAGCUGAACAAUGCUUGGGGUAGAUUUCCUCACUCAGACAUGGUCGGCAGACCUUUUGGUAGUCGCGUGUACUCCACCAGCAACCGCAAGGGGCACGUAUUCCUGCUAGCCCCAACUCCAGAGCUCUGGACCACUGCUCUACCUCAUCGGACUCAAAUCCUCUAUGCUCCAGAUAUGUCCUUCAUCACUUCUCGAUUAGCCCUCAUGCCUGGCUCUCGUAUCGUGGAAGCAGGAACGGGUAGCGGAUCCUUUACCCAUUUCUUAGCAAGAACAGUCAGUAGAAGGGCUCAGUGGGGAGCUAGAGGUGCAUGGGGAGCACAGGGAUCAGAAGGGACAGAGGUGCGCGGACAGAGUAGCGGGGGGCUGAGAGAGGAAGGCGAAGGCGCGGGAAGCACAGCGGUCAGCAAGGAUCCAGACGCGUGCGUGCCCGAUGGCUUCGGCAGGGUCUGGAGCUUCGAGUUCAACGCCGUCAGAGCUGAGAAAGCCAGACACGAAUUCGACGCGCACGGACUGUCGCCGGGCACCGUACAACUGCAGCACCGGAAUGUGUGCAAGGAUGGUUUUGGAUUGACGGGUGUCGCGGAUGCCAUCUUUUUAGAUUUACCAGCGCCGUGGGAAGCUCUGGAAUCUGCAGCUCAAACCUUGCGUUUGGAUAGACUUGGUCGAAUAUGCACCUUCAGCCCUUGCAUUGAGCAAGUUCUGAAGACGGCAGAAGGGCUGAGAGCUGGCGGAUGGACAGAUAUUGAGACGUUCGAAACGUCUGUGAGGAUCCACGAUAGCUUGUCUACUCCUCUUGUCGCGCCCAUGUUGGAUGUGUCGCAGGCUGUGGAGAGGAUCAAUCGUCAACUGCGCGUCAAGGGCGAAAGGAGGCUUAAUCAGAUCGCAAAAGCUAAGGAUAGGCGGGCGAAGAGAUUGAGGGAGGCCGAGGAAGAUGAGCAGUCUAACAACGCUGCUACUGCGACAGAGAGAGACGCCUCGCCAGGUGGAAACUCGAUAGAGCAUGGAAACAAGUCAUCAAAUAAAAAGACGAAGGUCGAUGCUUAUGGGGCCAGCAAUCGUAAUGGACAGGACCCAUCCUAUGCGGUAGCAUCCGACAUGCUAGCAACUCGCAGCGCACAGGAGACGCAGCACGACGCGACAAAGGGACAUGAUGGAGCCGAAUCGGAAGAGAGUGAUGCAACCAAGAUGACCAGUGUUCCCAUGCGAGUCACAGUCGCUAGCAAUCGACCGGGUAGGCAGUACCCUGCACGGGAUCUUGAAGCCUCGAACGUGUAUGGACGUGUGCAGCCCGAAGUAAAGUUCACUUCUUAUUUGACCUUUGCAACGCGAAGACCACAGCUCUUGACCUUCGACAAAGGUGCAAUCAAGGGCGCUGACUCGGCUGCGUUGCCUGCGGAACGCGAAGUGACGCAUGGGAUGCCCGACGAGAAGUGCGAGGUCGCAAAGGCUGCAACAGACGCACUGUAGAAGUCGUGCAGCCAGCGCAAUGAAUUCUUGAUUUGAACGCCAUCAGUAGACGGCGUAGGGCCUUGCGCCUCUGCGAAGCUCAUGCAUCGCUCCAGCUCAUGCAUACUUCAAGAUGUAACGAUACAAUUAGCUUGACAAUGUCACUCUAUCCAUGUGACUCGAUUGGAGGCGGCCACAUUUGCGGGGCAGAGGGGAAAGGGACGCAGGUAUUUACAUUCGAUUCGAAGGCAGGAAGUAUGGAUACAUCGAAAGGCUUCCCGUGGCUGCCAAAUUUUGCAUUGGCUCAUUCUUUCCGCUCCACAUCUGGCGCGCUGCGCAUCGACGCCUGAGGUGGGCAGGACUGGG